AUGUUGGAGGGGAAGGCGCGGGUGGAGGACACGGACAUGCCGGCGCGGAUGCAGGCCGCGGCGACCACGGCGGCCUCCCGCGCGCUCGACCUCUUCGACGUCGCCGACUGCCGCGGCAUCGCCGGCCACAUCAAGACGGCACGCCCUCUCUGGCUCUCUGGCCGUUCUCGUGAGUUCGACAAGCGGUACGGCGUGGGGUGGCAGUGCGUGGUGGGCGCCAACUUCGGGUGCUUCUUCACCCACACCAGCGGCACCUUCAUCUACUUCUCCCUCGAGCGCCUCUCCUUCCUCCUCUUCAAGGCUGCCGCCGCCGCCUCCUCCUAA
Miscanthus lutarioriparius is the source of this 324-nucleotide messenger RNA. The record is from the annotation of a GenBank genome assembly. NCBI's taxonomy places the organism in Eukaryota, Viridiplantae, Streptophyta, Magnoliopsida, Poales, Poaceae.